Molecule: messenger RNA, 3102 nt
Organism: Haliaeetus leucocephalus (bald eagle)
Lineage: Eukaryota; Metazoa; Chordata; Aves; Accipitriformes; Accipitridae
Gene: AFAP1L2
Product: actin filament associated protein 1-like 2
Exons: 19
Coding region: 1-2616 (871 amino acids)
Biological process (GO): positive regulation of epidermal growth factor receptor signaling pathway; inflammatory response; regulation of mitotic cell cycle
Cellular component (GO): cytosol
Molecular function (GO): SH3 domain binding; SH2 domain binding
Source: RefSeq, a predicted model, not a curated record
AUGCUGGCUCCAGUGCUGGCCUCUCCAGUACAAGAAAGAUGUGCGCACACUGGAACUGGUUCAGGAAAGGGCCAUGAAGAUGAAAGGAUUGGAGCAUCUGUCACAGGGGGGGAAGCUGAGAGAGCUGCGACUGUUCAGCCUGCAGAAGAGUCAGUUCAGGGGGAUCUCAUACCUCUCGAGCAGCUGCUCACAGAACUUGAAGAUUUUCUGAGGAUACUGGACAAGGAGAACUUGAGCAGCACUGCUGUUGUGAAGAAGAGCUUCCUCUCCGACCUUCUGCGGGUCUACACCAAGUCCAGUGGUGGUGAUGAGGAAUAUAUUUAUAUGAACAAAGUGACCAUCCAUAAACAGCAGGGUGACCAGGAGAAACAAGACAAAGCGCUGGAUCGGAGAAACUCCCUGACCAAUGGAGACUCAGGAUUGCAUUUAUCCCCUCCUCAGAAGAGCCUGCCGGACCUCCCCCCUCCAAAGAUUCCUGAAACAAAACAACCUCCGGUCCCCAAGAUCGAAUCCCCAGAGGGAUAUUAUGAAGAGGCUGAGCCAUAUGAUGUCUCUGUAAAUGAAGAUGGUGAAGCCGUUAGUAGCUCCUAUGAAUCUUACGAUGAAGAAGAGAGCAGCAAAGGCAAGUCAGCAACCCAUCAGUGGCCAUCCACAGAGGCCACCAUUGAGCUGAUGAAGGAUGCCCGCAUCUGUGCGUUCCUGUGGAGAAAGAAGUGGCUGGGACAGUGGGCAAAACAGCUGUGUGUUAUCAAGGACACCAGGUUGCUGUGCUACAAGAGCUCCAAAGACCACAGCCCUCAGCUCGACGUGAAUUUGCUGGGCUGCACGGUCAUUCACAAGGAGAAGCAAGUGAGGAAGAAAGAGCACAAGCUGAAGAUCAUCCCCACGAACGCCGAUGUCAUCGUGCUGGGGCUGCAGAGUAAAGACCAGGCGGAGCAGUGGCUCAGGGUAAUCCAGGAGACCAGCGGCGUGCUGUGCGAAGGAGGCAGUGAAGGCAACCAGUACAUCCCAGAUUCGCAGCGUCUCAGUUACCCAAAGGUGGAGGUAUCUGAGAGGUACUCUGCAGCCUCCGAGAGCGGGAGCAGCACAGACGGCCACCCAGAGACAGCCGAGACGAAAGAUGUUAAGAAGAAGGGCACAACUGGCCUGAAACUGAGCAACCUGAUGAACCUCGGGAGGAAAAAAUCUAGCUCCCUGGAUAGCCCAGAGAGAUCCCUGGAGACUUCAAGUUACCUGAAUGUGCUAGUGAACAGCCAGUGGAAGUCCCGUUGGUGUCAGAUAAAAGACGGUCACCUCCAUUUCUACCAGGACAAGAACCGAAGCAAACUGGCUCAGCAGCCCCUGAGUUUGGCAGGUUGUGAAAUUAUCCCAGAACCAAGCCCUGAUCAUCUCUACUCCUUCCGCAUCCUGCACAACGGAGAAGAACGGGUCAUUCUGGAGGCAAAGUCCUCGGAGGAAAUGGGCCACUGGCUGGGUCUCCUCUUGUCGGAGUCAGGUUCAAAAACAGACCCGGAGGAAUUUACCUACGAUUACGUGGAUGCUGACAGGGUUUCCUGCAUUGUGAGCGCGGCGAAGAACUCCUUCUUCUUAAUGCAGAGGAAGUACUCUGAGCCCAACGCCUACAUCGACAACCUGCCAAAGGGCAGGGUGCAGCAGGAGGAGCUGUACGAUGACGUGGAUCUGCCAGACCUGCCUGUGGAGGAAGUACCCAAGAGUGAGAACAAAUUGGAGGGGGACCAAGACAGAGUGUACCUGGAUCUCACCCCAGUGAAGUCCUUCCUACACUGUGCUGGCAAGAAGUCAUGCCAGCCUUCACCCCUCAGCUCACCGCCUUUAGAAAGGGCUGCCAACAAGGCUGCAGCGGAGAGCGCAGCCGAGACAGCCCUCGUGGCUAAGGAAGCCGAGCCCUGUAGUAAGGCGAUGGAGACCUUGGAGCAGAAACACCCAGAGAAGCCAGAACCCGACGAGGCGCUGCCACGGAUGCCCGCUGUCAAAAUCCAGACGCAGCAGCAGAACAUCGCCUUCCCCCAGCCGGCCCCGGAGCUGCCGGUGGGCCCGGUGACGGCGGGCAGUCCCCAGCUGGUGCCCGCAUACAGGCCCAAGAUGCCACUGCCGGCAGCAGCAGUAGAAACCAAGCUGGGCAAGAACCGGACGGAGGCAGAGGUGAAGCGGUUUACAGAGGAGAAGGAGCGGCUGGAGAAGGAGAAGGAUGAAAUCCGGGCUCAACUCACCCAGCUGCGCAAGGAGAGGCGGGAGCUGAAGGAAAUGCUGGGGAGCAGCACAGACAAGAGCCUGGAGCAGAGGCUGAAGGAGGUGGAAGAAGAAUGCAAAAGGAAGGAGAGCUGGAGAGUGGACCUGGAGCUGAACCUAGUGGAGGUGAAGGAGAACCUGAAGAAAGCAGAGUCUGGCCCCGUGACGCUGGGCACCGCGGUGGACACCACGCACCUGGAGAACGCAGCUCCCCGGGUAAAAAGUUCCAGUCCAGCAAACAGUGCAGAGAACUCACCAGUCAACUCAGCAACGGCUUUAAAAAACCGGCCUUUAUCUGUCAUGGUGACGGGGAAGGGAACAGUCCUACAGAAAGCUAAGGAAUGGGAGAAGAAGGGAGCUAGUUAGAACCGUGUUUUUCAGAGAUGGACUAAAGACUGGAAUUGCCCAUGCAUGGCCAAGGGGAUUCAAUCACUUGUAGGUGGAGGUUGGGUGUGCAACACAACCACACACCAAGUGCCUCCUCCAUGUCACGCCAACUGCUCAGAUGCAGCAAUGGAGUCAACGGCUGCUGAUGCGAGUUAUCCCAAAUGAUCUUGCUCUUUCCAGACAAGUCCCAAUCACAUAGCUAAAACAAUAACAACCAGUGGCAAUCCUUGCAUCAGAUUCCUAACCCAGUUGAUGUAAACAAGAAUGUUACUGUACAUAGGGGUGUUUUGUGUAUUUCUACUCUGAAGGUUUAUCAAUGAGUUAUUAAGGUUUCUAUAUUAGUGACAGUAGUGGGUUCAGAAGGGGCCUCUGUUAUUCUUUAUACCCCAGUGGUUUUCAACCUGUAGUGGCAAAUUGCAGUCAACUGAAGUCUCACCUGUCUUGCUGCCAGUCAUCGCUCAGCUG